This is a messenger RNA of Passer domesticus (house sparrow), 1304 nucleotides long. RefSeq names its product centromere protein O-like. The record is from RefSeq and is a predicted model, not a curated record. The transcript has 5 exons. The coding region runs from base 152 to 862 and encodes 236 amino acids. Gene Ontology annotation, cellular component: Mis6-Sim4 complex; kinetochore. Lineage: Eukaryota; Metazoa; Chordata; Aves; Passeriformes; Passeridae.
CGGAACCGCGCGGGCUGCCGGGAGUAAGGGGGGAGCGGAGGCAGCAGCGCGCCGCCAUGUUGGUGUACGGAAUCGAGAGCGGCGUGAUGACGCACUUCCGGCGGCGCUGAGGCGGGAAAGUUGAGCCCCAAAUCCUUGGGAUUUCCUGGGGAUGGAUCCCGGGAAGGAAGAGCAGGAAAAUGAAGAGAAAAUGGAAUUGUCACAGGGGGUGCUGUCCCAGCUGUGGGCCCUGGAGCAGCGCGCUGCUCGCGGCGCCGCGCUCCGGCAGCGGCAGCAGCGGCGCCGGCAGCGGCUGCAGCUCCUGAGCAGCAGAGUGCAGGAGCUGCGGCAGCGCCGCGACCGCCUGCGCCUGCAGCUGCGGGAAAUGGCUGAAGGAAAAGCAGGAAUUGCCCGGGAGCCGGGCCAGGUGCUGCAGUGGCGGAUCCGGGAGCUGCAGGAGCUGCUGCGCCUCUUCCCCCUCACAGGAGUGAGCGCGAAGCUCUCCCGGCACGGCCUCUCCGUCUCCUUCCACACGUCCUUCGAGGGCUCCUACCUGGACUGCUUCCACCUGGAGCUGCAGGAAUCCCGGGAAUGCCGGGAAUUCCGGGAAUUCCGGGAAUGGCGGGUCCUGCGCCACUCCAUCCCGCCCUUCAUCCCCCUGCAGGGCCUGGCCCGGGAGCUGCUGCCCCACGGCCCGCGGCGCUUCCUGGCCCUGCUGGCCCGCCUGCUCGGCGCCUUCGUGGCCAGGAGGCACCAGCUGCACCUCCUGCAGGUGGGCAGCAACAAAUUCCUCCCAAAAUUCAAAACAUUCCCCCCAAAAUCCUGCCCCAAAUCCCCCAAAGUCUGUUCAAAAUUCCCCCAAAAAUCACAAAGUUCCGCCUAAAGGUCUCAAAGUUCUGCCUAAAAUUUGUCGCAAUAGUCCUUCUCAAAAUCGCCAAAGUUCUGCCUAAAAUUCCUCCCAAAAUUCCUUCUCAAAACUCCAAAGUUCCUCUCAAAAUUCCUCCCGAAAUUCCCAAAGUUCUGCCUAAAAUUCCUCCCAAAAUUCAUAAAGUUCUGCACGAAAUUCACAAAGUUCCUUCCCAAAAUUCCUUCUCAAAAUCCCCAAAGUUCCUCCCAAAAUUCCCCCCAAAAUUCCCAAAGUUCUGCCUCAAAUUCCCCCCAAAAUUCCUUCCCAAAAUUCCCAAAUUCCUUCCCAAAGUUCCUCCCGAAAUUCCUUCCCAAAAUUCCCAAUUCUUCCCCCAAAUUCCUUCUCAAAACUCCCAAAGUUCCUCCCAAAAUUCCAUCCCAAAAUCCCCAAAAUCGCUCCCAGAAUUUCUUCCCAAAAU